Molecule: messenger RNA, 381 nt
Organism: Phaethon lepturus (White-tailed tropicbird)
Lineage: Eukaryota; Metazoa; Chordata; Aves; Phaethontiformes; Phaethontidae
Product: tyrosine-protein kinase Fer-like
Exons: 2
Source: RefSeq, a predicted model, not a curated record
AUGGGGUUUGGAAGUGACCUGAAGUAUUCUCAUGAUGCUUUAUUAAAACUGCAAGACUGGGAACUACGACUACUGGAAACAGUGAAGAAAUUUAUGGUUAUGCGUGUAAAAAGCGAUAAGGAGUAUGCUUCCACCUUACAGAAUCUUUGUACUCAAAUAGAUAAAGAGGGUACUUGUCAACUGGAUUAUAUCAGCAACGUGUCCAAGUCUUGGUUGCUCAUGGUGCAGCAAACAGAACAGUUGAGUAAAAUAAUGAAGACACAUGCAGAGGAUCUUAAUUCUGGGCCUUUGCAUAGGCUUACAAUGAUGAUCAAAGAUAAGCAGCAAGUGAAGAAGAGUUACGUAGGUGUUCAUCAACAAAUUGAAGCAGAGAUGUACAAG